CCCGGACAGCAUCUCAGACUCACCGGGUCGAGCUGAUAACUUUGGUUUUGUUAAAAUAGACCAGAUAAGAAAAAGGAGGAGAAAUUAACUUAUUUAAGAACGACGGAUCUGUCAGAAGUAGUUCAUAAGAGGCAUCUAAAGGCAUUUACUCGGUCUCCCUUUUAAGCUACAUCAUACUUGGCGAGGCUGUAUUUAUUUAUUUAUUUUAUUAUUAUUAUUAUCGUUAAUUUUAUUUAAAAGUUGAGUUCUGUGGAAAAACGAGGGAAAAAGGCGAAGUUUCAACUGAGUCAACGUACGUCGAGACGUCAUCCAACAUUUGACAAGACGUGAUGGAGGGCGGAAAGCAACUGACCUUCCCGCUGAUGCUGACUGUUGGGACGGCUGUGAUCGGCUCCCUUCAGUUCGGCUACAACACAGGUGUCAUCAAUGCCCCGCAAAAGAUCAUUGAGGCCUUCUACAAUGAGACAUGGACUGAUCGAUAUAAUGACAACAUCCCUAAAACAACCAUGACUACCUUGUGGUCUCUGUCUGUGGCCAUCUUCUCUGUGGGCGGCAUUAUUGGAUCCUUCUCCGUCGGGCUGUUUGUUAACCGCUUUGGAAGGAGGAACUCCAUGCUCAUGGCUAAUGUCCUGGCUUUCAUCGCUGCAGCACUGAUGGGCUUCUCUAAGAUGGGGGCAUCCUGGGAGAUGCUCAUUAGUGGACGGUUUGUGGUGGGCCUUUACUCUGGUCUGUCCACUGGUUUUGUGCCCAUGUAUGUGGGUGAAGUGGCCCCCACAGCCCUCAGAGGAGCCCUGGGCACCCUUCACCAGCUGGGCAUCGUUAUUGGCAUCCUCAUGGCUCAGAUCUUUGGUAUGGAAGCAAUCAUGGGAAAUGCCACCAUGUGGCCAUUCCUCCUUGGCUUCACCUUCAUCCCAGCCCUGCUGCAGUGCUGUUUACUGCCCUUCUGCCCCGAGAGCCCUCGAUUUCUCCUCAUCAUCCGCAACGAGGAAAACAAAGCCAAAGCAGUGCUUAAAAAGCUGCGCGGGAUGACGGAUGUGAGUGCAGACAUGCAGGAGAUGAAGGAGGAGAGCAGACAGAUGAUGAGAGAGAAGAAAGUGACCAUUCCUGAACUGUUCCGCUCUCCGCUCUACCGACAGCCCAUGGUUAUAGCCAUCAUGCUGCAGCUGUCCCAGCAGCUUUCUGGAAUCAAUGCUGUAUUCUACUACUCUACAAAGAUCUUUGAGAAGGCAGGUGUGCAGCAGCCAGUUUAUGCCACUAUUGGAGCAGGAGUUGUCAACACAGCUUUCACUGUAGUGUCGCUGUUUGUAGUUGAGCGAGCGGGCCGCAGGUCUCUGCACCUCUUGGGACUGCUGGGAAUGGCCGGAUCUGCUGUACUGAUGACCAUCGCUCUUGCCUUGCUGGAAAAGUACGACUGGAUGUCCUACAUGAGCAUCGUAGCAAUCUUUGCAUUCGUGGCCUUCUUUGAGAUCGGACCGGGCCCCAUCCCAUGGUUCAUUGUGGCUGAGCUGUUCAGUCAGGGCCCAAGACCCUCUGCAUUUGCUGUUGCUGGAUUCUCCAACUGGACAGCGAACUUUAUCGUGGGCAUGUGCUUUCAGUAUGUCGAGGAGCUCUGUGGGGCGUAUGUGUUCGUCAUCUUCACCGUAUUUUUACUGUGCUUCUUUGUCUUCACCUACUUCAAAGUCCCAGAGACCAAGGGCCGGACGUUCGAUGAAAUCUCUGCCGGUUUCCGCCAGGCAGCGUCAGGUGCUGAGAAGCACUUGCCCGAGGAGCUCAACAGCCUGGGGGCGGACUCUCAACUUUAAACCCCUCCUCUAACCCCGCCUCCCUCACCUGGUCACUCUUCUGCACGCAACUACUGAGGAGAAGGGGUCAGCGGGCUGUCAAUCAAACAUUUCCCCCCUUCUCACGGCUGCACUCACCUCUUAGUCCCCCCGCGCUCCCCAAUGGCUUCACACGGCCAGCCGAACUGCAGCUGCUGGAUGCCAGACACCGGGUUUGAAAGGCAGGGUGUAAGAGUAGUCAUCAUAUUCCUUCUAUAAGAAAGAUGAUCGUUUUAAGACAUGUUUGAGGUGUCGUAUUUUGCGUUGGAAUUGCUUUGGCUAGGUUUUAGGUUUUUAAAUCUACCUUAACUGUUACUUCUGCUGUGCUAUGAGAGUAAAAAAUCGCCGGAGGUCACGGGGUCACUCCUGAUCGAGCCGCUACGCUCUUGAUGUCAGAAAUACACAUGCCAAAUGUACGCUGACUGACAAUUCAAUACUGUAUUCCAGAUAACUGUAUCUCAUUUAAACAAAAAAUUAUAUAUAUAUAUAUAUAUAUAUAAG
Messenger RNA from Sinocyclocheilus rhinocerous, 2321 nucleotides. Its product is annotated as solute carrier family 2, facilitated glucose transporter member 1-like. Lineage: Eukaryota; Metazoa; Chordata; Actinopteri; Cypriniformes; Cyprinidae. The record is from RefSeq and is a predicted model, not a curated record. Gene Ontology annotation, molecular function: D-glucose transmembrane transporter activity. Gene Ontology annotation, cellular component: apical plasma membrane; plasma membrane; basolateral plasma membrane. Gene Ontology annotation, biological process: dehydroascorbic acid transport; response to insulin. Bases 330 to 1802 code for a protein of 490 amino acids. The transcript has 10 exons.